Molecule: messenger RNA, 808 nt
Organism: Neopelma chrysocephalum (saffron-crested tyrant-manakin)
Lineage: Eukaryota; Metazoa; Chordata; Aves; Passeriformes; Pipridae
Product: V-type proton ATPase subunit B, kidney isoform-like
Exons: 8
Coding region: 1-789 (262 amino acids)
Biological process (GO): ATP metabolic process; proton transmembrane transport
Molecular function (GO): ATP binding
Source: RefSeq, a predicted model, not a curated record
AUGGCGGCUCGGGAAGAGGGGGGUGGGGUCGGGCCGAGCGGGAUUUCGAGCGCGGAGUCGCCGUCGGGGAUGGUGGAUUCGUGUCCCGUCCUGGAAACUGGGCCGGGUCACCUCAGACCCUACAGGACGGUGUGUGGGGUCAACGGGCCACUCGUGGUGCUGGACAAUGUGAAGUUCGCCCAGUACGCCGAGAUCGUGAACUUCACGCUGCCCAACGGCAGCACCCGCAGCGGGCAGGUGCUGGAGGUGAUGGGCUCCAAAGCCAUCGUCCAGGUGUUUGAGGGGACAUCUGGGAUCGACGCCAAGCAAACCUCCUGCGAGUUCACGGGGGACAUCCUGCGCACCCCCGUGUCCGAGGACAUGCUGGGUCGGGUGUUCAACGGCUCCGCCAAACCCAUCGACAGCGGCCCCCCGGUGAUGGCCGAGGACUUCCUGGACAUCAACGGCCAGCCCAUCAACCCCCACGGGCGCAUCUACCCCGAGGAGAUGAUCCAGACGGGGAUCUCGCCCAUCGACGUCAUGAACAGCAUCGCCCGCGGGCAGAAGAUCCCCAUCUUCUCUGCUGCCGGGCUCCCCCACAACGAGAUCGCGGCGCAGAUCUGCCGCCAGGCCGGGCUGGUGAAGAAAUCCAAGGAUGUGGUGGAUUACCACGAGGACAACUUCGCCAUCGUCUUCGCCGCCAUGGGGGUGAACAUGGAGACCGCCCGCUUCUUCAAGUCGGACUUUGAGGAGAACGGCUCCAUGGAGAACGUGUGCCUGUUCCUCAACCUGGCCAACGACCCCACGUGAGACACUCCCCUGGCUCCGG